AUGUCAGGAGUAAAAAGCAUUUUACUUACUCUCCCCUCCGUGAGCGAACAAAAAAAAUUUUAUUUGUUCACGGAGGGGUAUUUUUUUUAAAGUUUAUUUAUAAAUUUUAUCGAAAUUUAAUUUUUUCAUAAAUUCCAAUAUGUAAAAUUUAAACAAAAAUUAAUUUAGUUUGCGAAAUUUAUAUGUUAAAACGCAAGAUAUUUAAAAUUAAUUAGAAUUAGCUAGAGUAAUUAUCAUUUUAUAUAUCAAUUUUUUUUUUCAUAAAAAAUUUUUUAUUAAAAAACGUUUUGUUCGCUCACUAAAGGUGGGUUUUUGGGCAAAAAUUAAGGAUUUUGUUCACUCACGGAGGGGGGAGUUAUGAUCUUUUGCUAUGUCGAGGUUAAUGGUGGCUACUUGUACCCUGAACAAAUUCACAUUUCUUGAACAGAAAAUUCCAAUGAAAUGAGAGCUACAUGAGUUACCUAUUUAGAAAGCCAACCAAUAGCAGCAUACUCCUCAAUUUCAUUAAAAGGCUCAUCACAAGAUUGAACUUUUGUAGUAGGAGAAACUAGCUCUCCCCCUUUAGAAGCAAGCAAAAUUGUUUUGCUCGUCCAUAAAAGGGGUAAUUUUUUAAACUAAUCUGAUAUGAAAAUUAUAUAUAAAUGUUUUUUUUCCAAAUUUAAAAAAUUCAAAUUGUAAUAUAUUUUAAAUUACAAAUUAUUUAAUUUAUGAAUAGCUAAAUUUAUAGAAUUAGCUAGAGACUCGCUAUAGGAAUUAUUAAUUUCAUAUAUAAAAUAUUUUGCAUUUUGCUCGUAAGGUGGUUAAUUUUCCAAAAAAAGAACUGAUUUUUUCAAUUGCUUAAUCACUCUCAAAGUUAGUAAGCCAUUCCUUGAAAGUAACACAGGUGAUUCAAUAAAACUGCACUAUUUUGGUAUAAUCGGUAUCGUCCCCGUGAUUAUUUACUUCUUCUUAUGAUUUCAUUAUAACUUAGCUUUGCUUUUUUGAUCGUUUAUUUUUUCAGCUAUUUAUACUCAUUUAAUUCCCACAGAAAAUAAGAUCGCGGAAGAGUUUAUAUAUAUUUUUAACGAAGGACUAUAUGGAAUAGACUUUUAUGGGAUAUUAAAUAUUGUUAUAGAUGCCACACUUUCUGGAGAAUUAAAUUUUGGCUUUGGAGAGAGAUAUCAAUAUGUGCAUACAGCUGUGUUUUAUGACUUAUCCCCUGACACUUGAUAUGAAUAUAAAGUAGGUAAUUUAGGGUUUUGAAGUAAAAAAUAUGUAUUUUAUGGCAGAACCCCAGAUAGUGAAAAUAAUUUUGAAGAUGUCAAUGACCCAUACACUAUGAUUAUUUUUGGCGAUUUAGGGACUGGCCCAAUUGCCCAGCCGACAAAAAAGCUUUUAGAGAAGGAAGCUUUAGAGGGAAACUCCUUGGGAAUUUUUCAUUUAGGAGAUAUUGCUUAUAAUUUAGAUGUAAAUAAAAUAGCGUCUCUGCCCAGGCAUUGCCUCCUGGUCGAGCACAUUUUUAUUUAUAUCGGCAAGGUUUUGCUACCCAGAAAUUGAGAGCGAGGCAAGGUAAGUAAUUCUAGUAAUAUAAAGUCUAGCCCUAGUCCAUUUUCAGGAUUGGAUUUUCCUCGAGUGAAAAGGUUGGCUCAGAGUUGGAAAGGAAAAGCCCAGCAUCGUCUGCAGGCAUCCCUAGGCCAAUUUGGCGUAUUCCUAGCGUGAAACUGGGAGUUAUACCCUAAGCUUUGAAUUUUUCCUUGUUGUCGAAAGUUGGGCAUAAAUUCAAUUUUUUGGAAUUUUCGUGCGGACAGGGUUGCGUGUGUAAAAAAACAAGGGUCAUUGUUUUUUACUGCAGUUUCUGCGCAAAAAACAAAAAAAAAUUGUUUUUUAACGCAAAAAAAGCAGAAAAAACACAUAUAAAAGAUAUGCAAACAAAAAAAAAGUUGUACAAAAAAUUUCAUAUAAAAUUUUAAAAUUACCUGAAAAAAAAAACACCCAAAAAAAAGUAUGUAAACAAUCUGAUGAAAAAACAAAUUGAAAUUUUUUUUGCUGGGAAAAACAAAAUCAUUAGAAAUUUGCUAGAAAAAAACAAAAUGUUCCAUUUAAGUUAAUUUCACCUGCGCCGAAAAAAAACAAAAAUUCAAAUCACUGAAAGAGUAAUCCUUUUAUUGAAACAAUACAAAAUAGAUAAAAUUAUGAAUUCAAUAGGAUUAUUUAUUAGAGGAUACCAAGCCUGCUCAUGCAUAGUUGCAGUGUGAAUAAUUUUUGAUAGAUAAUAAAUACAUGAUUGUUUUUAUAAUUAUAAAUUAAAUGGCAGGCCUUCUUAAAUUCGCGGCAAAAUUGAUAGGGUGUGAUUUGAAAUAUUGAUCAAGAAAAUCAUGUCGCAGACAAUUGCAUGAUGACAAUUAUUAAAAAUCCAGAGUUUUUAUCAUCCUUUCUCCCUAUAUUAAAAAUCUCAUAUGAGGAUGGCUUGAAACUCUUAGCUGCAUUUAAAUCACUUGUUCAAGGCAAUACGAAGAGUUUUUGUUCUUUUCAAAAACCAAUUUGUGAUAUGUAUUUUUCUAAAAGAAACUGAAUAUGAUAUCUCUGGAUUUUCAGAAGGUUUUAAAUUAGAAGUUAAAGACUAUGAUGAUUUCAAGCACACUCUUAAAACCAUGUUUUUAAUAAAAAAAAGACUAAAAUACGAGUUAGAAGCAAAUCAAAUGCUUACGUUUAUUGAUGCUGCUAUUUUUCUUUUGAUCAUAUAGACAACUCUUUCGAAGAAUUGUGCCCGUUUCUAAUGAAAUGGAAGCUUGAAAAGCACAAAGAAAAUAGUCAGAUUUAUAAUUGCUAUUAUAUAAAUCCUCAUCACAAUCAUCCACAGCUAUCAAAAUCAGAAACAGAGAAUUAUCUGAGCUUUUCUUUGUCACCAAAUAUGAAAGAUGAAAUACGCAGAUUUUAUAGAGCAGGUUUCACAGCUACUCAAAUACAUAGGAGUCUAAAUGCCACUUAUCCAAAUACUGAUAUUUCAAUUCUUAAAAUUAAAAACUUUACUGACUAUGAACUAAAGAAUUAUAAAAAAUUAGUUAAUUUUGAUUUUCUUGUGCAAAAUAAUGAUUGAGGAGACAGAAUUCUAAUUACAGAUAAGAUUAAUGAAAGAAUCUUUGUGAGCACUAACACUAAAAAAGCACAGUGAAUCAAUAUAAAGAUAUAUUGAUAAUUGACAGCACAUAUAAAAUGCACGAUAUCUUUAAUUGUGCUAUCGUGAUUAUUACGAUCAAUUCUUAUGGUGCAAAUCAGUUACUCGCAAUUUCUCUAUGUCGCAAUGAAGCAGAAGCAGACUAUGCCUGGGCGUUUCAACAGUUUAAGAAUCAAGGAUUUUAUAGUCCGGAAACAAUUGUUGUUGAUAGAAACAAAGCUCAAUUUAAUGCUCUAAGUAAAUCCUUCAAGAAAGCAAAUAUCGUUUUUUGUUUAUGGCAUAUUAUUAGAAAUAUUCAAUCUUGACUAAGUGCUGCUGAAAUUCAGUGAGACAAAUUUGCAGCAUAUUUUUAUGAUCUUUAUGAAGCCAAAACUCUUCAAGAAUUCAAGCAAAGAAAAAUUGCACUGCUGAAUACAUUUCCUUUACUUUCUAAUUCUCAGCCAUUUUCAAAUUUAUGCAAACAAAGUAAAAAUUGAGCAAGAUAUUAUACAAAUGCGAUAUUCACUAUUGACAUAAAAACAACAAGUAGAUCUGAAAGUAUGAAUGCAAGUUUAAAGCGUAUAUGCAAAAGGAUUAAGCGGAAUUUUGACGUUAAAAUACUUAUGGCUUUUGAUGAAAUAUUAGAAAAGGAAACUUAUCAUCUUGAAUAUAGGACAAAAAAGCAUUAUGGGAAAAAGAAUUGCUCAUCAAAAUCAAGCUAUGCAUCUUUCUUUUCUCAAUUUUAUACUGAUUUUUGUAUAGCACAUAUUGAAUCUUCCAUUAAUAAAUUAGAGUAUUGCAAAAUAAUACAUCUUGAUAAGCAGAAAUCAAUUAUAGAAGAACAAAAUGAAUUUUCAAGCAACCAAUAUGAUUUAAAUAUCAAAAAAAUAAUUUGCUCUUGCAACAAAUACAUAAGAUAUAAAAUUCCUUGCGCUCAUAUAAUCUAUAUAAAUAAUGUGACAGGGACAGAAUGAAUAAAUUGUAUUGUUAAUCUCACCUCCAGGAGAUGAUUGCUGGAUGAUUAUUUGCAUGUGUCUAAUAGAGAAAUUAUUAAGCAGUUGAGAAGCUCGAUUACAGUUAAGAGAAAGCAUAGCGAAGAUGAAGAAGGAACUAUAAGAAUAAGAUAUUAGAAUAUUUAGAUAUUAAACAUCAAAUAUAAUUUAGAUAUUAAACAUCAAAUAUAAUUUAGAUAUGAUUUAAAUUAUAAUCUCAAGUAUAGGCAAAUCAUAUUUUAUAUUGCUUGAAUUUAUACCUGAAGAAAAUAAAUUGAAUUGUGUUGUUUUUUCGGCGCAGGUGAAAUUAACUUAAAUGGAACAUUUUGUUUUUUCUAACAAAUUUCUAAUGAUUUUGUUUUUUUCAUCAGAUUGUUUACAUACUUUUUUUUGGGUGUUUGUUUUUUCAGGUAAUUUUUAAAAUUUAUAUGAAAUUUUUUGUACAACUUUUUUUUGUUGCAUAUCUUUUAUAUGUGUUUUUUCUGCUUUUUUGCGUUAAAAAACAAUUUUUUUUUUUUUUUGCGCAGAAACUGCAGUAAAAAACAAUGACCCUUGUUUUUUUACACGCAACCCGUGCGGACAGCCUUAGUUUAACCCAAGCAGCAAGACGCAGAAGGCCAUAGCUUUCCUACAGAGCGCCGGAGCCAACAAGUUAAGAGGGAGAUGGAGGCACAGAGCCCUACUUAGCAGGUGAUAUGGUGUCAGGUAGUGCUGAAGAAGAAAGGUGGUGCAAGAACCGGUAAUUCAUCUAACUAGAAGAAGUUCUCCCUGUCGACUCCGCAAAGAGAUUGAACCCCCUGCAGAGAUUCUUGGUGGCUGUGUUAACAAUAGGCAGUAUCCAAACCUGUAAUUUAUGUUUAAAGUUUAAGCUUAUAAUUUAGAUAAAAAAAAUGGGAAAAUUGGAGAUGAAUAUUUAAAUAUGAUUGAGCCUAUAGCAGCAUCAUUGCCUUAUAUGACUGUUCCUGGAAAUCAUGAAAAAUUUUAUAAUUAUACUCAAUAUAAAUCCCGAUUUUAUAUGCCAGUCAAUAAUAAAAAUCAAGGAACUGGGUAUUUCUAUUCAUUAAAUUUAGGUCCAAUUCAUUUUAUUUUUCACAACACUAAUCUUUAUUUCGACGAAAGCACUAAAAUUGAAGCUGAAAUCCAAUUAAAAUGGCUUAUAAACGAUUUAAAUAAGGCAAAUAGAAAUAGAAAGAAAAGACCUUGAAUAAUUGUAAGGCUUUUCACUUUAAUUUUCCAAUAAAAAAAAUUCAAGCCAUUUUCCUAUUAGACAAUUUAGCAUAAAUUAUUAUAAUGUCUCAUCAUCCUCUUUAUUGCUCACAGAAUUGAUUUGAAGAAGGCAGCCAAGAAGACUGCGGAAGUGAGCCUGCAGUUUUAAAACCCAUUCUCGAAGAUUUAUUUUAUAGUAACAGCGUAGAUUUAUUGCUUCAAGCACAUGUUCACAACUAUGAGAGAGCAGCUGCAAUUUAUAAAAAUAAAACAAUUCCUAGCGAACUUGACAAUCAUCAUUGACACAUUAAUCCAAAAGCUCCAAUUUAUAUUGUGAGUGGGAAUGCUGGGAAUCAUUAUGGGAGAAAUGACCCAAAAUCGGCAACGCCACAGCCAUGAUCGAGGUUUUUGAGUGAUGACUAUGGGUUUGGAAGAUUAAAAGCAAUCAAUAAUACUCAUUUGUAUUGGGAACAGGUAAGUGCUUUGACUAAUAAAGAAAUUGAUUAUGCUUGGAUCGUUAAAAAACACCCUAGAUAUGAUCCAAGCUUGUUAGAGUUUUAG
This is a messenger RNA of Blepharisma stoltei, 5892 nucleotides long. The record is from the annotation of a GenBank genome assembly. NCBI's taxonomy places the organism in Eukaryota, Ciliophora, Heterotrichea, Heterotrichida, Blepharismidae.